Messenger RNA from Solanum pennellii, 629 nucleotides. RefSeq lists its product as uncharacterized. The transcript has 3 exons. Lineage: Eukaryota; Viridiplantae; Streptophyta; Magnoliopsida; Solanales; Solanaceae. The record is from RefSeq and is a predicted model, not a curated record. Bases 121 to 396 code for a protein of 91 amino acids.
AGGAAUUUCGAUUUCGCGAGAAUAUAAAUAGGGUAGGGGGCGAAAUGAACAGGUUAGGUCAUCAUCAUCAACAGUCUCAAAAAGAUCGUAAAGUUUGCGUGUUCUUUCCCCCGUUUUUCUAUGGCUUCUUCCACCAUUAAUCGAUGGCUGAGGCCCGAGGUGUACCCACUUUUUGCAGCCGUAGGCGUUGCUGUAGGGAUCUGUGGAAUGCAAUUGGUUCGUAAUAUCUGCACCAACCCUGAAGUCAGGGUGACAAAGGAAAACAGGGCAGCAGGAGUGCUGGAUAAUUUUUCAGAAGGGGAGAAAUAUUCAGAGCAUGCUCUAAGGAAGUUUGUUCGAAACAAGUCUCCAGAGAUUAUGCCAUCAAUCAACGGCUUCUUCAGUAAUCCAAACUAAUGCCCUAGUCAAGUUUAAUUUGGAUUAACACCAUUAUUCUUUGUCUUCUUUUCCAUUGAAUGAGAUAGACAUGAAAUGCAUUUUUCUGGCCUGCGAUGGGCCUAAAAGAUAUUUGAAAGAAACUUGAAUAAAUGUAAUCAGAACCACAAGUUCCUCUCUUUUGACAGGGCACAUCUUUUCAUAUAAUAUUGAACUGUUGUUUUCCGGAAGAAAAAUUCAUUUACUUUCAUGCA